AUGCUUGAUAGUUUAGAAAAACCAUCAUUAGAUAGACCCGAAACAAUUCAAGAUAUUGCUAUUAAAUUAGUUGAAGAACAACUCAGAAUUUUUCAAUUGGAAAAUGGUCCAAAAGAGAGAACUGUUUUCAUUUUGGGCAGUAAAGGUGUUGGUAAAUCUGGUAUAAUAAAUAAAUUUUUUGAUCGUGAAGAAAAUUCUAGACCAACAUUAGCAUUAGAAUAUUCAUUUGGUAGAAGAAGUCAAUUACCGCAAGAUUUACAUAAACAAAUUUUAAACGUAUGGGAAUUAGGAAGUUUAGAAAAUUCAAAUCAAUUAAUUGAAGUACCAAUGAGAUCACAUGGAUUAACAAAUUUUUCUGUAAUAAUAAUGUUAGAUUUAUCACAAACAAAUCGAAUAUGGACUGAUCUAUCAAGUGCAUUACAAGGUCUUCGUUCUGCCUAUAAUAGAUUAGCAAAUGGUAGUGAAGUUAUACAACAUCGUGAACAAUCAGAAGAACGUGUUAAAAAAACUCAUCCUGAUUUAGGUACAAUGGAUUUAUUUUGGUUUCCAUUAGUUAUUAUUGGUGGAAAAUAUGAUAUAUUUCAAAAUUUUGAUCCAGAAAUCAAAAAACAUGUAUGUCGCUGUCUUCGUUCAAUAUCUCAUUCACUUGGUGCUGCUCUAGUUUUUUAUUCAAAUGAAAUACCAAAAUUAUCAAAAACUGUACGAGAUACAAUUAGUCAUUUAGGUUUUGGUAGUCCAACAAAUCCAUUUCGUUCACAUUCAUAUGAUUAUAAUGAACCAUUAAUGAUAUGGUUUGGUCAAGAUAGCUGGGAUAAAAUUGGUACAACACCUGGAAAUUUUGAAACAAUUGGUAUAAAUUUUGAAACUCAUAUACCGCAAGUUCAACCAACAAAAUCAAUAUUACCAGAUGAUCCAACUUUUGAUCCAGGUUUUAAAGAAACUGCAAUCGAUGAGAUGAGAGCCCAAAAAGAUGAAGAAUUAUUAUUAAUUAUGAAACAGGGUGAUAUUCGUGGAAAAUUUGAAACAAUUAAAACUUAA
This is a messenger RNA of Condylostylus longicornis, 1038 nucleotides long. Its product is annotated as cytoplasmic dynein 2 light intermediate chain 1. Gene Ontology annotation, cellular component: ciliary basal body; cytoplasmic dynein complex; axoneme. Gene Ontology annotation, biological process: intraciliary transport involved in cilium assembly; intraciliary retrograde transport. The record is from RefSeq and is a predicted model, not a curated record. The transcript has 3 exons. Gene Ontology annotation, molecular function: dynein heavy chain binding. NCBI's taxonomy places the organism in Eukaryota, Metazoa, Arthropoda, Insecta, Diptera, Dolichopodidae. Bases 1 to 1038 code for a protein of 345 amino acids.